Penicillium olsonii is the source of this 840-nucleotide messenger RNA. The record is from the annotation of a GenBank genome assembly. NCBI's taxonomy places the organism in Eukaryota, Fungi, Ascomycota, Eurotiomycetes, Eurotiales, Aspergillaceae.
AUGGGGAAAAAGCGAGUCCUUGUCGGUUAUGGUGUCGAUAUUGACGCUGUCGCCGGCUGGCUAGGCUCAUAUGGAGGCGAGGACAGUGUCAGCGAUAUCAGUCGAGGUUUAUGGGCCGGCCACAUCGGAACCCCCCGCGUGCUGAAACUGUUCGAGAAAUACAAUAUUAAGGCAACAUGGUUCAUCCCCGGUCACUCUUUGGAUACUUUCCCAGAAGAGUGCGCGAUGGUGCGAGAUGCCGGGCAUGAGAUUGGUCUUCAUGGGUACUCGCACGAGAAUCCUUCGAGUCUAUCCACCGAACAGCAGCGCGAUAUUCUCGACAAAACCUACAAUAUGUUGACGGACUUCUGUGGCAAGCCACCAAGAGGCAUCGUGGCGCCUUGGUGGGAAGCCAGUGCAGAAAUGGUUGACCUUCUGUUACAAUAUGGCAUCGAAUAUGACCAUUCUAUGUCGCACGAGGAUUGUCAGAUGUAUUGGUUACGAACAGGGGAUACGUGGACGAAGAUUGAUUACGAAAAGAAAGCGGAAACAUGGAUGAAGCCAUUGGUCAGGGGAAAUACAACUGGUCUUGUUGAGAUUCCCGGAAGCUGGUAUAUCGAUGAUCUGCCCCCGAUGAUGUUCAUCAAGAACUCGGCCAACAGUCACGGUUGGGUCAAUCCUCGAGAUGUUGAGGAUAUAUGGAAGGACCAUUUCGAUUAUUUCUAUCGAGAAUAUGACGAGUUUGUGUUUCCGAUGACGAUUCAUCUUGAUGUUUCUGGCCGGCCCCAUGUCUUGCUUAUGCACGAAAGGCAUGUCCCAAGUUCACCUUUCUCGUAUGCUGUGCGUAUUGGGAUAAGCUAA